GAGGUGGGGAUCACCGAUAUAUAAACCCGGGCACAUUCUGCCACAAGCAUCACACAUCCAGUCGAUCCCAGUCAAUCUCAACAAUGGCAUUCAAGUUCUUCGCUUUCGCCGCCCUCGUGGCCGCCGCCAACGCCGGAGUCCUCGCCCCCGCCCCCCUGGCCUACCACGCGGCCCCCGCCUACGGCUACGCCGCCCCGAUCGCCAAGGCCGUCGUCACCAAGACCGUCGACGCCGAGUACGACCCCAACCCCCAGUACAGCUACUCCUACGACGUCCACGACUCGAUCACCGGAGACGCCAAGAGCCAGACCGAGACCAGGAACGGAGACGUCGUCCAGGGCAGCUACUCCCUCAUCGAGGCUGACGGCACCCGCCGCGUCGUCGACUACACCGCCGACCCCCACAACGGAUUCAACGCCGUCGUCCGCAAGGAACCCGCAGCCGUCGCCGUCAAGGCCGUCGCCGCCCCCGUCGUCGCCAAAUACGCCGCCGCCCCCGUCGUUGCCAAGUACGCUGCCCCCCUCACCUACGCCACCGCCCCCGUCGUAGCCAAGUACGCCGCCCCCGUGCACUACGCCGCCGCCCCCGUGCACUACGCCGCUGCCCCCGUCGUCCACAAGUACGCUGCACCCGCUGCCUACGCCGCCCCCGCCUACGGCUACUACCACUAAGCCCUUCACCAUUCGACGAACUAUUUAUUUCCAAUAAACUGACUAUUUGAAGAAGCUUA
Diprion similis is the source of this 730-nucleotide messenger RNA. Its product is annotated as cuticle protein 21-like. Bases 84 to 671 code for a protein of 195 amino acids. The transcript has 2 exons. Gene Ontology annotation, cellular component: extracellular matrix. The record is from RefSeq and is a predicted model, not a curated record. NCBI's taxonomy places the organism in Eukaryota, Metazoa, Arthropoda, Insecta, Hymenoptera, Diprionidae.